Molecule: messenger RNA, 653 nt
Organism: Orbicella faveolata
Lineage: Eukaryota; Metazoa; Cnidaria; Anthozoa; Scleractinia; Merulinidae
Source: RefSeq, a predicted model, not a curated record
UGCACAUCGUGUUUUCCAGAGCACAGAUUAGACGCGUCAACAUGAAGUCAAUGUUAGCUUUGCUGUGUCUCGCGGCGGUGGCUGCCUGCGCUUGGGCGGAGUUGGAAUAUCAUCCUCAAGCCGUGUUGCAUUACCUGGAGAUGGAAGAUCGUGAAAUGGCGAAGAAAGUUCGCAGUAUAGUCAAAGCGAGGGGGUUGCCGAGCGGUAAGCCAACCUUUUCACCAAGCUUUAAGCCAAGCGGUUUUCCUACUGGAAUUCCCCUAAAAGUGAAAUUUUGCCUUGUUGGGGCAAUUAUGUGUCACAAGAAAGCUGGGGAUGAUGCCUGUGCACAUUUGGAGUGCAUCAAGAAAACUGGAAAGUGCCUGCACGAAGCAGGCCUUCGUUUACAUCACCUGCCCGAUUUUGUGCAAAAGUGUCUUCCGAUUAUCCCUUGCUGCUUGUUGGCUAGUGAGACAUGUGAGGAGAAGCUGUGUUGCUUUGUGAGGUUUGGAGAAUGUGCCAAAACGCUUGGAGAUAAAAAAGACGCCGAAUAACUUACCCAUCAUGAUCACCGAAGCCGCAAAGAAGAAAUAAAGCCUGCAUUUUAGUUUUAUAUCGAUAUCAAGUUGUCAUAAGUGAACAAAUGUAACAUUAAAGAGCCUGAUUGUUAUAAA